UCCAAGAAAGGAUUCAUACCUAUGCAGCAUGGGCUGUGUCUGUCAAAAACACAAUCCCCUUCAACAAAAGAAGAAAGGGAUCGCAUGAAUGAGAUUCCAUAUGCGUCUGCAAUUGGAUCUAUCAUGUAUGCCAUGUUAUGUACUCGUCCAGAUGUCUCGUAUGCUUUAAGUGCAACGAGCAGGUACCAAUCUGAUCCCGGUGAGAGUCACUGGAUAGCUGUCAAGAAUAUCCUUAAGUACUUGAGAAGGACUAAAGAUUCAUUCUUGAUAUUUGGAAACAUGGAAGAGCUUGCGGUAGUUGGAUAUACCGACGCUAGUUUCCAGACAGAUAAGGAUGACUUCAGAUCGCAAUCUGGUUAUGUGUUCUGCUUAAAUGGUGGCGCUGUAAGCUGGAAAAGUUCGAAGCAAGAAACAGUUGCUGAUUCUACGACCAAGGCCGAGUAUAUUGCCGCAUCAAGUGCAGCAAAGGAAGCUGUUUGGAUCAAGAAGUUCAUAAGUGAACUUGGCAUAGUCCCUAGCAUUGUGGAUCCCAUUGAUCUCUACUACCCACUGACAAAGCCUCUUGCUCAGCAGAAGCAUGAUGGACAUACUAGAUCUAUGGGUAUUAGAGGAAUGCCUGAUUGGCUCUGGUGCUAG
Messenger RNA from Trifolium pratense (red clover), 636 nucleotides. RefSeq names its product secreted RxLR effector protein 161-like. NCBI's taxonomy places the organism in Eukaryota, Viridiplantae, Streptophyta, Magnoliopsida, Fabales, Fabaceae. The record is from RefSeq and is a predicted model, not a curated record. The coding region runs from base 22 to 636 and encodes 204 amino acids. The transcript has 2 exons.